UGUCGCCCUGGAUGCCCUGCAGGAGAAACUCCAGGGAGCCCUGGGCCCGCUCAGGGAGCAGCUGGAGGAGGCCCUGGUGCUGAGAAGUGAAGAGGAGGAGAAAACCGCAGAGUGGCAGAGGGAGGUGCAGGCAAGGCGAGAGAUGAUUGCGGGUGAAUUUAACAAGCUGCACACGCUGCUGAGGGAGGAGGAGCAGCUGCUUCUGCAGAGGCUGGCGGAGGAGGAGCGGGAGACUCUGCAGAGGCUCCAGGAAAAUGUCACCAAACUCUCCCAGCAAAGCGCCUCCCUGCAGCAGCUGAUCGCAGAGAUGGAGGGGAAGUGUCAGCAGCUGGUUGCUGAGCUGCUGAAGGACGUGAAAAGCACAUUGAGCAGGAGUGAAAACAUGAAACUCCAGGGACCUGAAGCCAUUUGCACUGACCUGCAGCGAGGGUAUAAAAUUUGUCUUGAUCUGAGGGAAGCUCUGAACAGAUUUGCAGUGGACAUGACUCUGGAUCCAGACACAGCAAAUCCCUGGCUCGUCCUCUCUGAGGAUCGGAAACGUGUGAGAGAUGGAGACACGCGCCAGGAUCUGCCCGACAACCCGGAGAGAUUUGACACUUCUGUCUGUGUGCUGGGUGCCGAGGGGGUCAUGGGCGGGAGGCGUUACUGGGAGGUGGAGGUGGGAGACAAGACUGCCUGGGACCUGGGGGUCUGCAGGUCAUACACACCUGAGAAUGGAUACUGGGUUGUGUUGCUGAGGGAUGGGGAAUACGAGGCUGGCACCUCCCCCCUGUUCCCCCUCCCCGUGAGCGCCAGGCCCAGCCGGGUGGGGGUUUUCCUGGACUACGAGGCGGGCAAGGUCUCGUUUUACAAUGUGACUGACAGGUCCCAUCUCUUCACCUUCACCGGCACCUUCUCCGGGAUGCUGUGCCCUUUCUUCAGUCCUGGUCUCGAUGAUGGUGCAAACACGGCUCCCCUGACCAUCUGCCCAGCCCCGGCCCACGCCGGAGGGAAUGGCGGUACAAUGAGCUGGGACUCCUCUCCAGCUGCCCUGGGAGGGGGUAUUGCAGGGGCUGCACCAUGUGGGGUCAGUGGGAGGGGUCUUCACUGCACCCCCUAAAUCCACUGCUGAGGGGUUAAUCUCAGAGCAUGGGCCCAGGCUGUCAUGUAGAUGGAACCAGCAACCCCCAAGCACCAACCCCAGGCCUGUUCCCAUGGAGAUGGAACCAAAGAC
Messenger RNA from Pelodiscus sinensis (Chinese soft-shelled turtle), 1213 nucleotides. The record is from RefSeq and is a predicted model, not a curated record. NCBI's taxonomy places the organism in Eukaryota, Metazoa, Chordata, Testudines, Trionychidae.